Messenger RNA from Bursaphelenchus xylophilus (pine wood nematode), 3608 nucleotides. The record is from the annotation of a GenBank genome assembly. Lineage: Eukaryota; Metazoa; Nematoda; Chromadorea; Rhabditida; Aphelenchoididae.
AUGUUGCCUCGGAUCCCGGCCUUUAUCUUGUCCAGUACGGCAUUCCUGUCAAUAUGUAAGUGAUUUUUCAAUGAAACAAAAAUAUUUUUUUUUGUCCAAAUAUAAACGCAUUUUUUAGUAUAUUCAAAUUUCCAAAAUAUGCAAAUUUAAUUUUCACUAUUCAAAUUUCCUAAUCCUUCCGAUUCCAGUGAAAUCCGUGGAUUCCCAAGCCCUGAACGAUCCGAUUACACAAUACAUCGAGGGUCGUCUCGGGAAUCGGCGGAUAUUUUGGUGUCCCUCAGGCUAUGGCUACCUGGCCUACUGUCCCCAGCCCACGGAUUGGGACAAUUACAAUUGGUGUUGCACUUGGCCUUAUAUGGGAUCCUGGAAGCCCUCCUGUUGUCCGUUCGCCAUUCCCACCGGCGCUGUGGUCGCUAUCAUCAUUGGGAGCAUUGUGCUUGUGGGGAGUGAGUUUAAGAAUUUUUGGUGGUUUUUUUGAAAAUUUAGGGAAAAUUGAGAGGGAAAACUUGGGUAAAUAAGGUAAAAUACAAGGAAUUCAAAGGUCAUAUACAAAUUUGCACAAAAAAUAUUAAACUUUUGCUUUUCGAGCCAUAGUUUUUUAGUAACACUGAUAACGAUCUAUGGUAAAACAGGGAAGGAAAAAGACCGUGAUUUUGAACAAAACCUUUCUAAAAACUUAAUCAGAUUUAGGGUAAAAUACGACUGUAACGGGGUUACUUCCCCGCAGAAACAACACAAACCCGUGAAAAAGGGUCGUGUUAAAAUGUUCACCUCUCUAUGAAUAUAAAUACCGUCAUGAAAAUAAUUAUAAAAGAAUUGCGAAAGAUUAAUGAGGUAUUUCUGUUCAAAAGAAGAGUAGCUGAAUAGUCAUCAAGGUGAAGAAACAAAGUCGCCGGCCCAAGUAGUAUAGUGGUUAGUACUCCACGUUGUGGCCGUGGCGACACAGGUUCGAUUCCUGUCUUGGGCAAGGUUCAGCUUUUUUAGAGUUUCAUUUUGAUUUUAUAUUCAUAAUGAAGAAAAGUCGAAAUGUGUCGUAUUUUACAAUUUUGUAAUCCUUAAAAACUGGCAAGGCUUAAAACACGAUUUCUGACUCACUGAAUCAGCCGUGUGCAAGGCCGGGACAUAGGAAAUUUUCGAUUUUGAGAUUUACAGCUGGAUAUGUCCGCACCCAUCAUAUAAGUGUGUUCCUGAAGCCUUUUGCCCUAAUUCUCCCGUUAACCUUGUUUUAUUUACAAUUUAAGCAAUUUACAGUAACGUCAAAUAACUCAAAAUUGAGAAGAUACUGAGCCGUAAAAUUGUUACCAUAUAUGUUUUUGGGCACUGGGAAUCCAAUGGAGGUGAUUUCGGAUCGAAAGGAUUACUGUAACAUAGCAAACUUACGCUUCGGCCGCACAAAAUCGGCCGUAAAAAAGUUAUUUCUAAAAACCCACAGCUGAAUUUUUGAUAUGUUAAUCAGCAUAAAAUUCUGCCCUAGAAACAUUCAAAAAAAGUCCAAAAAUCCGUGUUGCUAUUUUCGUGGUAUAGUGGAUUUUGACAAAAUCUACCAAUCUGACGUCCCGGGUUCGAGUCCGGGUGGGCGCAAAUCACUGAGAAUUGAUCGGGAAUGACUUCAAUGGAGAGAAUAUAUAAGCUUGAGUUUAUUUUAAGUGAUUUUUAUAAGAUUCUGAAGAGUUUUCAGAUUUUUUGGUGGAAAAAAGCCGAAAAUACAACUUUUUGACAAAUCGUAUUUUACACUGUUUUUUUGUGUUCAUGGCACAAUAAAAACUUAUAUGUAACAAUUUUAAGGGGUUCUUCGACAAUCCCACCCGUUAAAAAAUUUGUUUAAUGUUGUACUUGACACCUGAUAAGCAGGAAGUGGAUAGAUCUUCCAGAUUGCACUUCCUUUUGCUCUGACUUGCCAAAUUGUCCGUAAAUGGUAUAACUAGCAUAAAAUUUCAAUUAUUUGGCGGGUAACCAUAAGAAAUCUAGUUUGAAAAUGAAAUUUUCUCCGCGUUUCAUCAAUUGUUCUAUAGAAGAAAAUCACUUCAAUAAUGAACCGUUUUCUGAAAAAAAUGUGAAGUAUGGUCACAAAGCAGUGAAUUACGCUGUCACUAGCCAAGAUUAUAGUUCCCACAGAUGUCUGCAUGAGGCAAGAUUAACAGAUACCAAGUAUAAUGUCCAAAUACUCAGGAAAUGGUUUCUACUUGUUGGAGACCCCUUAGAAACACUACAUAUACAUUCUUAUUGUGUCAUGAACACAAAAAAGCAGUGUAAAAUACGAUUUGUCAAAAAGUUGUAUUUUCGGCUUUUUUAGGCAAAAAAAAAUCUUAAAACUGUCAGAAUCUUAUCAAAAUCACCUAAAAUAAACUCAAGCUUAUAUAUUCCCUCCAUUGAAGUCAUUCCCGACCAAUUCUCAGUGAUUUGCGCCCACCCGGACUCGAACCCGGGACGUCAGAUUGGUAGAUUUUGUCAAAAUCCACUAUACCACGAAAAUAGCAACACGGAUUUUUGGACUUUUUUUGAAUGUUUCUAGGGCAGAAUUUUAUGCUGAUUAACAUAUCAAAAAUUCAGCUGUGGGUUUUUAGAAACAACUUUUUUACGGCCGAUUUUGUGCGGCCGAAGCGUAAGUUUGCUAUGUUACAGUAAUCCUUUCGAUCCGAAAUCACCUCCAUUGGAUUCCCAGUGCCCAAAAACACACAUGGCCACACUUUUUCGGCUCUACGUCUUCUCAAUUUUGAGCUAUUUUACGUUACUGUAAAUUUCUUAAAUUGUAAAUAAAACUAAGUUAACGGGAGAAUUAGGGCAAAAGGCUUCAGGAACACACUUAUAUGAUGGGUGCGGACAUAUUCAGCUGUAAAUCUCAAAAUCGAAAAAUUCCUAUGUCCACGGCUAAUUCACCGAGUCAGAAAUCGUGUUUUAAUCUUUUUUUGCUUUCUUGUUCUUUAUUUUUUUUAUUUUUGCGGGGACUAACCCCGUGGGAAUGGUAUUUUACAAUUUGCAGUAGGCGCAGUUGUAAUAUCAAAAAUGUGUAUAUAUAGUGUUUUUUCAAAAACAACCGCUUGAAAAGUAAACUAUGCGAUAUUUUCGUGUAGUUUUUAACUGGAACUAAAACAAGAAUUUUUAUCCGGAGUAUUUUUUUAACAAAAAAUCGAAAAAUCCCAAUUUCCGCGGAAGUUCUAAACUCCAUAAAAAUUGAAAUUCAUAGUCUAAGAAUCGAAAGUCGGGGUUUACACCCCACCAGCUUCGUAUUUUACAAUUAGAAAAAAUAAAAUCAGUAUUGCUUUUGAAAGUGUAAAUUUUGGCAAAACAAUUACAUAUUUUUAUCACUUCGAUGGUGCAAUUGUUAGGGAAUUGCAAGUUCCGGUUACGUAUUUUGUCCCAAAAAAGUUUUUACAUUCACAAAUUUUUAUCUAUAUUUUUUCGAUACCGAGUUAAAUUGGCCGUAUUUUACCUUCAAACCUUAUAAAAUUACAUUUUGUUUUCUCUAUUUUACCCUCUAAUCUCCGCCUUUUUCAGCGCUCAUUUUCCUCUCCUGUUGGUGCUGUUUCUGUUGUCCAUUAUACAAACAGCUGUACGAAUACGAGGACGAAGAAGAGAUACAGAAUCCGAAUCAGCAGAGAUUCGCCUAA